AACUGAAAAACUGACCCCCCUUUUUCACUUCACACAGCCCAUAGUGUCCUCUUUCUAAAUUUAUUCUCUCACACAGUGGCAUACCCACCCCACCCCACCCCUUACUCCAUAGAUUACAGAGGAUUUCAUGAUUUGCAAUAAAUGCUGCCAAAAAAUCUAGCUAUUUUCAUCUGCCCUGUUUUUGGUGACAUUAAUAUUCACCACAAAUGACUGGUUAAACUUACUUCACUGAUUAUGGGAUGUGUUUUUGGAAAGAUUCAUAUCGUAAGUCGGAGGAGACAGAAUUCUAACAAUCGGGACGCCGUUGUUGGGGCUACCGGGGAUGAGGUGAAGAUCACUCAACCUCCGCCGCCAUCAGCGGUGGAGGCAAAAGGACCAAAUCACACUGAGUCGGUGUCUGAGUAUUACAGUUUCAGAACAUCGGGAAACUCUUUUGCGACGAAUCAGCAAGGGUGGCCGUCGUGGCUUGUAGCCGUUGCCGGAGAUGCUAUAAAAGACUGGACUCCACGCCGAGCGAAUACCUUCCAGAAACUUGAUAAGAUUGGGCAAGGAACAUAUAGUAAUGUAUAUAAAGCAAAGGACUUGAUAACAGGGAAGAUUGUUGCAUUGAAGAAAGUUAGGUUUGAUACACUGGAGCCAGAGAGUGUUAAGUUCAUGGCAAGAGAAAUACUAGUGUUGAAAAAAUUGAACCAUCCCAAUGUCAUCAAACUUGAAGGUUUGGUAACUUCAAGAAUGUCGUCUAGUUUGUACCUUGUUUUCGAGUACAUGGAGCAUGAUCUGGCUGGUCUAGCUGCUGUUCAAAAGGUCAAAUUUACUGAAUCACAGGUAAAGUGCUACAUGAAACAGUUACUGUCUGGUCUUGAGCAUUGUCACAAUAAUGGAGUCCUCCACCGUGAUGUAAAAGGUUCCAAUUUGCUGAUUGAUAACGAAGGAAUUCUGAAAAUAGCUGAUUUUGGAUUAGCUGCAUUUUAUGAUCCUGAACACAAGCAACCUAUGACUAGUCGUGUUGUGACUCUCUGGUACCGUCCACCUGAACUUCUGCUUGGAGCUACUCAUUACGGUGUUGGUGUUGACCUGUGGAGUGCUGGGUGCAUUUUGGCUGAGUUACUUGCAAAGAAGCCAAUAAUGCCAGGGAGAACGGAGGUUGAGCAACUCCAUAAAAUAUUUAAGUUGUGUGGCUCUCCAUCCGAGGAAUAUUGGAAGAAAUUCAAGUUACCAAAUGCUACUCUGUUUAAACCACAACAAUCUUAUAAACGCUGCAUUGCGGAUACAUUCAAGGAUUUUCCACCCUCUUCACUUCCUCUGAUUGAAACACUUCUUGCUAUCGAUCCCGAUGAAAGAGGCACAGCAACUGCAGCUUUGAACAGCGAAUUCUUUACAACUGAACCAUAUCCAUGUGAGCCUUCAAGCUUGCCAAAGUAUCCUCCUAGCAAGGAAAUGGAUGUAAAACUGAGAGAUGAAGCUGCCAGGAGGCAAAGUGGUUUGCACGGAAAAGCUCACGCUGGUGAUGGCACCAGGAAAGUGAGACUUCGUGAGAGAGUUAGCCGUGCAAUUCCAGCUCCGGAGGCAAAUGCUGAACUCCAACCAAACCUAGAUAGGUGGAGGGUGAUGACACAGGCUAAUGCUAAGAGCAAGAGUGAAAAAUUUCCUCCGCCACAUCAAGAUGGAGCAGUUGGAUACCCUCUUGAUGCAUCACAUAAUGGACCUGCAUCAUUUAGUGUAGCUGAUGCUUCUUUUAAUUCAAGUUUCAAUCCAAAGGCACGAUCUUUGAGAAGCACCACAACUACAGCUGGGACAUCGAGGCAGAGGAGAAACAAGAAAGAAGAGCCUCAUAUGGCUUCGUCUCGUAAACUUAUCCAUGCAUUCCUUCCUUCUUCUGUUAGACUAUCUAUAGAUAUGAGACUGAGGGGUAGAGCUUCUGUUUCAGAGACAUUUAGUCACCAUAGAUAAGAGAAAAUUUCCCAAAGCAAUAAAUUUUGUGGCUUCAAGGAGUUUUUCUUGUCUGUUAUUGGUUUUUAGCUUAAAGACUCCCUCCUUUUUGCUUGUUACUGUAUUCUAUUUUUAAACUUUGUAAUUAAAUUAUACAACAGUUUUGUGUAUCAUAUGGAUUUUGGGUUUAUAAUUUACACCUGACAUCCAUUGUACAGUUGCAAGUCAUAAUAUCAUUGAAGCCUUUAGGUAAU
Messenger RNA from Solanum dulcamara, 2183 nucleotides. RefSeq names its product probable serine/threonine-protein kinase At1g54610. NCBI's taxonomy places the organism in Eukaryota, Viridiplantae, Streptophyta, Magnoliopsida, Solanales, Solanaceae. Gene Ontology annotation, molecular function: cyclin-dependent protein serine/threonine kinase activity; RNA polymerase II CTD heptapeptide repeat kinase activity; ATP binding. Gene Ontology annotation, biological process: protein phosphorylation; positive regulation of transcription elongation by RNA polymerase II. The record is from RefSeq and is a predicted model, not a curated record. Gene Ontology annotation, cellular component: cyclin-dependent protein kinase holoenzyme complex; nucleus. The coding region runs from base 235 to 1950 and encodes 571 amino acids. The transcript is spliced from 7 exons.